AUGGAGUCCAACCUUGACGUGGGCAGCUGCUUGCUGGACGAAUGCUCCAGCAACAGUUCGCUGCGAAAAUUCUCGGCCUUGUCGGCCACGUCGAGCCUCCUCAACGUCGCUUCUGAGGGCUCGAUGAGUCGAAAACGGAGUAUUCGUGAGCGAAUGAAGGAGAUCGAACAGCGUCGUCAUCCCAAGAAACCUACGCCGCCGAGUAUUUUUGAAGCCGCUCAGCUCAUCGGAAAGUUCAACGGUCAACGGAUUGAUCUCCUUUCUGGUGGGUUCGAUAUUUUCAGACCUAGAUUUUUUUUUCGAUUCUAACGUUUUUUUACAAAUUAUUAAACUUCAAAUAAAGGCUACCAACUUUUGAAUUUUUCUCCUGAUAAGUUCAGAAACUCCAAGCGUAACGAUUUUAAUAUUUCAUAUAUAUUUAUUGAUCAAUUUUAAAAUAAAAAAAACAGAACUUCUUACAAGAAAGUGUGAGAAAAAAAGCCCUAAUAGUUGGUUGUGGAAUUUCUGCCAAAAAGAUGAAGAAAAUAAGUUUUAGAAUUCUUAGUUCUUGAUUAACGUUGCAUUGGAAGUUUUUCAAUUCAUUUUUGGACUGUAAUUUUUAUUGAAUUUUUAUUCUGGGCUUUUCACCUUUUUCCCCUUUUUUUAACGAAAAUUUCUCAAGUGGAAAAUCGGCCUUUUUUUGAAUCUUAUUGGGAUCAGUAUCAUUUCCUUCUUCCCAGUAAUUUUUUAUUGUUCUUUAAAUUUUUUUGUAAUUAUUUUUCGAGAAAGUUUGGUGUAUCGAAAGAUCAGAAAACACAUCUCCAAUAGGAAAAAAAGGUCGAAAAAAAUUUAUUAUUCUAAAAAUUUUUUUCAUAGUGUUGGUUUUUUUCCAUUUUCAAAAAAAAAGUUUCAUUAAACAUUUCACUUUAAAAAAACUUUCUGUAUUUGAUUAUGAUCUUUAAUUUUUUGUAGGUCAUUAUUUAAGUUCAUUUUCACAGCUUGUGCUCCUCUUAGCUCAUGAAAACAGAAAUUUCCUCAGAAAGUCAUUAAUUUUUCUGCUUUUCUAAAACUUCAACCUGAAGUCAAAUAAACUUGUUAGUUUUUUUUCCUGCGUUUUCUUGGACUCAAUCGCCAAGGCACUUGUCAUUGUUCUCUUUUAUAAAUGGGCAUUGUGGUAAAGGCAUAUGUCUUCAGACUACUCGGCUCUCUGCACGAUUGUUUCAAGAAUUCUCAGGUUUUUGAAAGAAAGAGGCUUUCGCCUUUUGGGCUGUCUUGGUGA
Caenorhabditis auriculariae is the source of this 1258-nucleotide messenger RNA. The record is from the annotation of a GenBank genome assembly. NCBI's taxonomy places the organism in Eukaryota, Metazoa, Nematoda, Chromadorea, Rhabditida, Rhabditidae.